This is a messenger RNA of Drosophila ananassae, 2222 nucleotides long. Its product is annotated as nucleolar protein dao-5. The coding region runs from base 205 to 1821 and encodes 538 amino acids. The record is from RefSeq and is a predicted model, not a curated record. The transcript has 2 exons. NCBI's taxonomy places the organism in Eukaryota, Metazoa, Arthropoda, Insecta, Diptera, Drosophilidae.
CCAGCACCGACUCCUCGUCCCUUCAAGUCAAGCUUCAGACGCGAAACAGUCUAGACGUGUUGGGAUAAGUAGAGAGAUAAACGCAAAGCGUCACCCAGAGAUUAGCACCAGAGUGAUUGAGAAAACAGCCACUUCACUGUGAUUAAAAAUUCUCAUAUUAAACAGCAGACCUGUGAGAUCGUGCAACACGGCCAAGAAAAACCAAUGCUGAGCAAAAUGGCGCAACCAAACAGUGCUGGAGGCGGCGGCUCGGGAGGAGGGGGAGCUGCUGCUGGUGCUGGUCCCAGUGGCCCCGGUCGUCGGCUGCCCCUGUCGCUCAGCGGCGGCUCGGCCGUUUCCCGCAUACAGGCCGGCACCAAUGGCCGCUCCAACAGCCCCCAGAAUGGUGGCAGCCAGAAAGGAAGCGCCACUGGGCCAGUGGGAGCUGUAAAGAAGCCACACAACCAAACGCGUUCAUCGUCGAGCAGCUCGGCGUCGUCGAGUGCCUCCAAGGACGAGGAGAAGAAGAGCCAAAACGGCGUCGGCAAGUCCACCAACGGCAAGGAGAAGCCGCCCCAGAAUGGCAAGGAUCAGAAGGAGCCAAAGCCUAAAGAGAAGGCCGCCGAUAAAAUCGAAAGGGAGACGGUGACAGAAAAGAAUGAAUCCGCAGAAGAAACCAAAAAGGAAGCCAUCGCUUCUGAGGUCCCCAAGCCAGAAGACAAAGACAACGUAGUCAUCAUCCUAGAUGAUGAGUCAGAGGAGCCGGAGAAGGCUCCGGAGCCCAGCACGCCCACCAAGGAGCGCAAGUCCACACGCAAGUCGGGCAGUCAACAGACCUCCCCAGCAGCCAAGCAGCCCUCCGCUUCGCCGGCUCAAAAGAAACCAGUAGAUGUGACUCCCACGUCCGUUGCGGAUCCUUCUCCGCCAGCCCAACCAGAGGACGUGGAAAUGGAGCCGCUGACAGUUGAUGCGUCUCCUGUACGUGGCGUGCGCAGCAACCUGGACGCCCAGCCGGCGGCCACCUCCACGCCGGGACGCAGCAUCUUUGGCUUCCGGAGCAGCAGCAAGCAGAGCACCGAAGUGGAACUGGCUGCCCAGGCCUCCAGUUCGCCGGUCACGGCUCCGCCACGCACUUUCGCCCAGAUCAGUGGCCGGCGCAGCAUACGAGGCCUCAACACCUUGACGCCCUCGAAGGUGGGAAGCUAUAGGUGCGUCACCAGCGACCUGGACACCUCGAACUGCACCAACGCCAGUAUGAACGCCACCGUGGGAUCGGAAAUUCCCAACAGCUCCUCAUUUUCGUUCUCCAUCUUCCGUUCCGGACGCAAGCGUGACCGCACUCCUCCGGUGCUUUCUGGAUCUCAGUCGACCAAUGAUCUGGCCCAGGACGUAGAGAUGUCGCCGCCGAAGCGAGCCCGCUUCGAUAUUUUCCAUCUGAACCUGCCGUCGCCGUUCAGUCUGCUGCGUGCGCGCUUCUCCAAGACGACCAUCAGCAAUCCGACGCGUCUGUGCCUGGACCAGGCUCCGUUCGCCGACGACGGUGGCGAGGUACAAAACGUAUCGGGCAUUGUGAUCGAGGAGGAGGCCAAGCUAAACACGUCUUCGGUCAGUUUGCCGGAAGGCGAGGAGGAGAAGGGCCAGGAAGCUGGAAAGGAUCUGUCUGUGGGCCAAGAGGUCGGCGUGGAAACGCCGAAGAAAGGUGGUUCGCCCGUGAAAGAAAUCCCCGCCGAGAAAGGUGUUGAUGGCAAUGACGAAGCAGUUCCCGUCAACGAAGAGAAUAUUCCACCGGUCGUGGAGACUGCGGAUUCGGAACCCAACCGAUCGCGCUGCUCCAUUAUGUAGAAGAAUAUCAACAAACACCCUUCCCUAGAUCAUAAGUAUUACGUAGCAUAUCUGGUUUUCCCUCCUUAAGGUAAUUUGUGUUUUGGACGUGAAAUUACAUAGUAAGGAGAUGUGACAACUUUAAAUAGCAGGACCUGGCCUUGUAUUUUUUAACAACAAAAAUUCGACCAGGUCUGAAGUUCUACCCAUCCUGACUGUGAUUUCUUGCUGGAUGGCUGCUUACCAACGAUACAGCCAUCUGCCGAUAAAUCGCUCGCAAUCUCCCUUUUUUUUACCCAAUCAAUUGGGUAUCGAACCGAACAUAAAAUAUACAUAUAUAUUAUACCAUUAGACCUUACGAUUAAUGCAAAAGUUUUUAUAAAUAAAGAUAUUUCUUGAGUCUCUUUUCAAGCACCAGAAUA